AUGUCUACUCAACCACAUCUACAAGUGUGCAACACGGCUGGCUCCAAGUCUGGGAUGUUUUCACUAUUCCCCCUGUUCCCCAAGGAGAUUCGCAUCUUGAUAUGGCAGCAUUUAAUGCGACGCCGACGCCUUAUAAGACUUCAGCUUAGCCCGCGAGCGCGAACGCAUGCCGAUGGUGAGCCGGACCUCGGCGCCAGAAUCGGACCGGCAACCCCAACCAGCGACGGCCGCCACUACGAUGUCGUCGCGGAAGGAUGUCAGCUACUCAGCAAACUUCUCCGAGUCAACAGCGAAGCCAGGCAGGAGGCCCAGGCGUUCUACAGAGUCCAUGUGCCCUGUACAUUCAGAUGGAAAGGCGUAUUAUCGGAGCCCGGGUUCUUGUUGCUCAAUCCGGAGCUCGAUGUACUUCAUCUUCACUCAGGGCAGGGAAGGGAUAACUUCGCAGACUUCGUCUGUGAUCUUUCUGCACUUGACCCUCGGGGGAUUGGUCUCCGCAACCUCGCCUUCGGCUCCAAUGAUGUCCUCUCUCUCCUAAGGACAGACUUGACCGAGUCUGACGCAUCUGCGCGGGCUGUAUUCUUGGACACCCUUUCGCAAUUGCAGGAGGUCUUCCACGUCGGAGAGGGAGCCGCCGGCCGAAUCUACUUCGGGCGCCGCACUGGGAUGAUCGCGAUACGAAGAGUCGAGUUCCAUCGCGGCUGCCCGAUCAUGGCGAAGACGCCCACGUUCGACCUACUACCUCGCGACCCCCGUCCCAUCGAGAAAGACCUGCGUCAAGUCUUCAUAGGCACGGGCGACCCGCGAAGGUACGUCUUCCUCUGGCGCAAGCUGCUCCAGGGAUGGGGCAUACACCCGCCACCGUCUAUCGAGUAUCGGUUCCUCGUUUUCAACACCAAGUCGUACGGUGAGAUUGACAUCACCGACCGGGAGAGUGCCGAGGAGUGGCUCCGGUUAGAGAACGAAUGCUGGAUUGAGGGACAACGAACGAAUGGCGUCACGGCACCGGUCGAGAGCGCGGAGGAUCUGGAGGGUGCUGUCAGACCUGCUGUGGGAUUUUGGUUGUUCCCGAUCGAAUCGCUUGGCCCGUUACCGGGAGAUGAGGAGGACUAUGACAGGAGGUCCCGGUAUUGGAAGUCUCAGAUGAUGCCCGAUAUGGCCGAGUAUUGGCCUCAACUCGGGCUGGCAAACUCGAUCAAGAGCGUCUCCAAGCAGAUGGCGCAAGAUUUGAUGUCAUUCUACACCGGCAACCAACCAGGUCAAAUACCCGGUCUUCUGCCGAACCCAUACUACUGGUGGGAAGGAGGUGCUCUUAUGGGCGCCUUGGUUGACUACUGGUACUACACGGGGGAUACUACCUACAACGACAUCACUCAGCAGGGAUUACUUCAUCAAGUCGGCCCAUACAACGACUACAUGCCUCCUAACCAGACCUUGACGGAAGGCAAUGAUGAUCAGGGCUUUUGGGGCAUGGCCGUCAUGUCCGCAGCCGAGUACAAGUUCCAGAACCCGCCGGCUGGGCAGCCACAAUGGCUGGCGCUCGCGCAAGCCGUCUUCAACACCCAGGCCGCGAGAUGGGAUACCGAACACUGCAAUGGCGGCUUGCGCUGGCAGAUAUUCCAGUGGAACAAUGGCUACGACUACAAGAACUCCAUCUCGCAAGCGUGUUUCUUCAACCUCGCCGCGCGGCUCGCGCUCUAUACUGGGAACAGCACCUAUGCUGACUGGGCGGUGACCAGCUGGGACUGGAUGCGGAGCGUCAAGCUCAUUGACGAAAACUACAGAAUCCGCGACGGUGUGUCUAUCAAGGAUAACUGCGCCACUCUCACCCCGUACGAAUUCUCCUACAACGUCGGCGCAUUUCUCGUUGGCGCCGCUGCUAUGGUGGAGUACACGAACAACACCAAGCAGUCGAGUGACGUGGACAUGUGGCACGAUCGCGUAGAUGGACUUCUGAACAACACCGAACUCAUAUUUUUCUACGGAAACGACACAGCCGAUAAAGUCAUGAUCGAGAUCGCCUGUGAGCCGGUCAACCUAUGCGACGUGGAUCAGAUGUCAUUCAAGGCGUACCUGAGCAGGUGGAUGGCAGCGACGACCAAAUGGGCCCCCUGGACUUUCGACCGCAUCAAGACUCUUCUCCAGAACUCAGCCACGGCUGCUGCGGAUCAAUGCACUGGCGGUAGUAAUGGCCGUAUGUGCGGACUCAAAUGGGCCAACAAUAGCGGGCAGUGGGAUGGCACCAUUGGUGUCGGACAGCAGAUGGCCGCGAUGGAGGUGGUAUUAGCCAACAUGAUCCAACAAGCCCAGGCGCCCGUUACCGACGGCACCGGCGGGACCAGCGUAGGCAAUCCCUCAGCGGGAGGAUCCGACGAAGGACGAUACGACCCGGUGACAUGGCGCCACGGCUCAAUCAGUAACGGUGACCGCGCGGGCGCCAUCAUCUGCACGGUUUUCGUCCUCGGCUCGUUCCUCGCCGCACUGGUAUUCAUGAUAGCCGACGAGACCAGGCCCGCCGCGGCAAACUGGGACGACUUUCGAACUUCCAUGUCCGUCCUGCCGCGCGGCAGCCGGCGGCCGACGAUGGACGAGAAGGGGAAAGGGGUCGGGAGCGAUCGGAGUUCGAGCACAGGGACGGACGAAAAGAUCCCAGCCGCAUGUGGAAACUUCGACCGGCCACCCCCUCCUACGCGACAGCCCGAUGGCAGAAGGAAGCGCCUCGAGAGGCCAGCGGUGAAGUUUUCGCCGGCAAGCGACACUACGCUGACGACACCAUCGAGAGCCAAGCGCCACUCGACGCGGACACUCGACCCACGCCCAUCGAUUUUGAAGAAGAAGCCCCGGCCUCUCUCGGUAUGA
Molecule: messenger RNA, 2856 nt
Organism: Anthostomella pinea
Lineage: Eukaryota; Fungi; Ascomycota; Sordariomycetes; Xylariales; Xylariaceae
Source: the annotation of a GenBank genome assembly